Messenger RNA from Macrobrachium nipponense, 3826 nucleotides. RefSeq lists its product as uncharacterized. The transcript is spliced from 3 exons. The record is from RefSeq and is a predicted model, not a curated record. NCBI's taxonomy places the organism in Eukaryota, Metazoa, Arthropoda, Malacostraca, Decapoda, Palaemonidae. The coding region runs from base 118 to 2544 and encodes 808 amino acids.
GAGCCCCCUACGAAAGGUCACCUGUCCGAACUGUAACAGCCAGACCAGGUCACAAGUCCACAAGGGGAGGUUCUUGAACACUCUUCUGCAACAUUUUGUCUGUGUGAACCGGCAGCGAUGGACACAUGGUUGCUGUUGGCGGCUGUUUUUAGUACAGGGGUACUGGCAGGUCCAUUGCCUCAAACUGGUACUGGAAAUCAUGAGCCCAUAAGUCAACGUAAGGUUGAGGGUGAAGACCACUUCCCUAAUACUCCAAGCAACAGCUUCUCCAGCAGUUCAGCAAUACCAAAUGGGGCACAGUUUUCCAGAAAUUUUGUCCCUCAAGCCCUACAUGACUUCUCUCGCCAAAAUGGUGGUUUUGCUAGAAAUCUCAAUGAUAGAGGUUCCACUGAAGUUGUACAAGUAGUUCAUCCCUCUCUUGUUGAUGGGUUUAGUUCUCUAGAAGAGUUAGGUAUCAGUUCUCCAAACUUCCCAGCAGGCAGCAAUAAUAACUUCGGUGGUUUCAGAUCAAACGGUGGUGCAGGGUUUUCAAGAGCAGAAUCAGGGGUCAAUAAUCGUUUUGGUUUCAGUAAUGGUGGUAAUCAUCCCUUCAACAUUCAAGGUUUCCCUCCUCCAAACUUUGGAAAUGGAGGCUUCAGAACACCUGCUAUUGAAGGCCAUGGCUUCAGGGGACUGCCAGUUCAUGCAAGAACAUCAGGAUUUGCAGAUCAAACUUUUGUACCCAAUAGUAACAAUUUUGUUAAUGGUGGAUUUCACAACCCUAGUUUUGGGCCUGGAUUUAACCCCACACCUUUUAUUGGGGGUCAUCCCUUUGCAAACAGCUUCUUUCCUUUUGGUCAAGGAGGUAUUCACUUUAACCCAAACUUCCCGCAGGGAAAUUUUGCUAAUGGAGGGUUCAUUCCACACCUGCCUCCUCAGAACACUAGAGUCAUUUUACAGUCAGUCCCAGUCGUAGUGGGUAUUUUGAAUGAAACCCAUGCACGUGUAACACCACAUAAUCAAGACUUCGGAAACAACCCUAACUUUGCUAGAUUUAGCCUGAACAGUGAAAGAAAAACUUCAGAAAUAAAACCAAACCACCAUGGUGAAGGUAUUAGAGCAAACUUGUCACCAGAAACAGAUGGCUUUGGACAUAGAGCACAUCAAGGUAGUUUAUUCAGCCAAAAUUCUGACCGAAAUUCUUUUCAAAGUGAACAAAAUAACAAUCCAAGUGGAAUACCAACGGGCACCUCAGUAUCCUUUAAUACAGCUGAACAGAACUUUGAGAAUGCACCAACUUUCCAGAAUGAGCUUCCUCCAGUUGCUGAAGCUCUAAUUGUUGCUCCAAAUAACGAUAGACCUAAUGAAAUUAACCGAGAAGGCUUACCGUCACAGGAAGAAAGCUCAAAGUCAAAUCUUAUCCAGUCUGAAGGAACAACGAAAUUUAUCCAUUCAGAUAAGGUAACAGGACUUACAACAAGUACGGAUGAUUCUACAAUCUUUGCAACAUCAAGUUCAUUUGGAUCAAAUACAGAUUUUGGAAACUUAUUUUCAUCAGAUUUUUCAUCGACUGCUGGAGCAGGACUGCCUGCUACUCCAGAAGAAAUUCCCAUUCAAGUAGGUCAGAGUACAUUACCAGUACCCAGUGCUCUAGCAAGUUUUGCAGCAAUUGGAACGCCACCAGCUGAGAAUUCACAUUUUCCAAUAGACACAGUUAAACCAUUCCAUGGAGAGUCAGUUCAACUCAGAACCAGUUCAUUAGCAGAAACCACUACACCACAAGAAAUAACAGCACUUCGUCCUUCUAGCCCAGCCUCCGAAACUAUAAACGUUACACCCAUUUCAACAUUUCCUGAGAAUAAUUUCAAUACGCCAGCUGACAUUGGUUCACUGAAUACAAGAUUGCACAGUGGAAUAUCCUCAGACGCUGAGCUUGCACUUCUACCAAGUGGUGAUAAUGUAAAUGCUCAUUCAGCAUCACAAGGAAUACUUACCGGAGGAACUGGAACAUCUGUUGCAAAAUUGAUGCAUGUUGGUGAUCAUGUGUCUGUUACACCAGGAAAUGAACAAGUAAAUUUAGAAUCUUUCAUUCAACUGAGUACAGGUCAAGGCAAAGCUAUCGGAACAUCUAUAGGAAAAAUGAUGCAGGUAGGUGAUCAUGUGUCUAUCUUACCAAAAAUUUCAAACUUGGCGUCACAAGUAUCUCCUGGGGCAUCGAGUGUAAUAUCUUCUACGACCGAUGAAUCACCAGUGGAAAAUGAAUUUAGAAAGGAAUGUGUUACAAAGUGUAGAUGUAGAUUUAGAACGAAAAACUGUGCCACACAAGCACUUGAAAUAUCAGGGCAAAGUCCAGUAGGAUCAUCAGCUCUAGAAACUCAUGAAGUGAGUACCCCAGCAGUUGCUAUUUCCCAUUCAAAAUUUAGUGCAUCUAAGCCAAGCAUUCCAUUUACAAUAACCCCUUCACCUGUUACUGCCAUACACUCUCCUUCUUUGAUGGCCUUGCAUCUAGCCAGCUGGAAUUUGACACAGUCAGUGAACAGACUAUCUCCAACCUUGACCACAUAGGUAGCACUGGAGUAUCAGCCACAAAUAUAGGGGUCUCUGGGAUUACUUCAGUAAAUGCAAAAAAAUUUAGCCCUCAUGCAAUCAUAAUAUUUCCACAGUCAGGAAGUGAAUCAGUUCUACCAAAUUUUCAACAGGAAGGAAUUACACCUGCCCCUUUCCCAGAUACUCUUAACAAACGCCUGGGCGGGGCUGCCAUUGAUAUAGCAAAUUUAGCUAUUGCAGAUGAAAAUAUAAAAAACACACAAGUAACCCUUACACAAUCACCCGUUGAACAGACAACAAACACUGCAAUUCAGAUAGGAGAAAGCGUCCAUUCUAGCCAGUUACAACCAGAGAACGGAAUUCAAGUGACAAGCCGGGGUAUUAGUAGUCCAGUAGGACAAGUGACAACACAGGCACCUAUUAUAGCAUCUGCUCCAUUACAAGGACAAGAGACACUUAGCAGUUUUGGCACAUCUACGUCUGCUGAGCCGUUUGUCACUAGAACCGAUGGUGAAAUUUCAGGUUUGAAUGCUGCCGGUGUACUGACGGAUCCAAACUUUGUUCUCACUAUUCCACUGUCUUUGCUUUCACAAACUGCAAGAAGCCCUGCAGAGAAUGUAAAUGCUGCAAUCGGUACACAAGCAGCAAGAGUGGCAGAUCCAACAGCAAAUAUAUUAAACACCUUUUCUUUCACAACUGAUCCCCAAGAAGUUCUCAAAAUACUGAAUGCUCAGUCCCGUGGUUUGGGAAGUAGCAGUGGAUUUAGCCAGACUUUUGGACUGAAUAGUGACACCCCAGGAAACAGUAGCCAACAGCCGCAAAUAGCCACAAUUGAACAAGAGCCCCAAGCACCUGGUCAGUCAGAAGUAGUACCAGCAGCAUCUCCUUCAGGAUCUUUGUCUUUUCGUCCAGAGACUCUAGCGAACGACAGUGGAGCUUCAGGUCAUGGAGUUCCUUUAAUCCCAAAACCUUUUCAAACACUAGGUGGAAUUCAAGAAGCAGAAGCCUCUAAUGACAAAAUCAGUCAAAACCAAUCGAAGUUAGGGAAUAAUCUGAAAAGAGAAUUACCACUUGCAUCAUAAAAGUUCUAUAUAAAGCAAACAACAGAAUUCACUAAUACUGCAGUUCGUAAAUUAUUGUCAAUAUAAAUAUUUAAUAUCACGGACAAGAAGUGAAUGAGAAUGCAUCCUUAAGAAUAUUAAUUAUUUGCGUCUUUACCUUUGUACUACAUCACCUAACCAUCCAACUACCGUGUAAGUUUGUUUGUACUUUUAUAUAUAAUAAAAUUUAAACAAACGCU